AUGGCAGCGCAAGACUCCCCAGACCCGGCAGCUGCCUGCCCCGUCGACCACAAGACCCGCGAAGCAUGGCUCGCCCAUGCCAAAAAAGCGAACCCCUCACAACCACCAAUACCACCGCACGCCGCGCCCCUCGCAACACCUGGUUGCGACUCCUCCGCUAUGCAACAAUCCCAAUCCGCACAUACACCCGGAGUCAUGGACUCAAUACGCAAACUUCGUACCGACCGCGAGAUAAGCACCAUUCCGCGCGCACUACCCGGCGAUGCGCCAGUCGCUGGCGCCAGGCCCGCGAAUAGCGAGGAAGAUACCGGCGUUGACAAGAAGUCCGGCAAUUGGAUAUAUCCCAGCGAGCAGAUGUUCUUUGAUGCGAUGAAGCGGAAGGCGUAUAGUCCUGAGGAGACUGAUAUGCACACUAUUGUACCGAUUCACAACGCGGUCAAUGAGCGGGCGUGGAAGGAGAUCAAGGAAUGGGAGAAGGGGAGGGGGAGUGAGGCGUGCGGUGGGCCAAAAUUGUCUUCGUUUUCGGGGCUUUCUUCGUCUCUUACGCCCCGCGCAAGGCUUAAUACACUCAUGGGGUACAAGCCGCCCUUCGAUAGGCAUGACUGGGUCGUCGAUCGGUGCGGGACAAAGGUAGAAUACGUGAUCGACUUCUAUGCUGGCAAGGAUGAGGGGAGAUCAGGGAAGGAGUUGAACUUCUACCUGGAUGUGAGACCGAAGCUGAACAGUUGGGAAGGUGUGAAAUUACGGGCUUUCAAAUUUGUUGGAUUAUAA
Didymosphaeria variabile is the source of this 771-nucleotide messenger RNA. RefSeq names its product Cytochrome c1 heme lyase (gene CYT2). Gene Ontology annotation, cellular component: mitochondrion. The transcript has a single exon. NCBI's taxonomy places the organism in Eukaryota, Fungi, Ascomycota, Dothideomycetes, Pleosporales, Didymosphaeriaceae. The record is from RefSeq and is a predicted model, not a curated record. Gene Ontology annotation, molecular function: holocytochrome-c synthase activity. Bases 1 to 771 code for a protein of 256 amino acids. Gene Ontology annotation, biological process: cytochrome c-heme linkage.